UAGUUUCGAUGGUGGUUUCGACGGUGGUUUCGAUGGUGGUUUUCGAUGGUGAUUUUGACGGUGGAUUUGAUGGUGGUUUGAUGGUGGUUUUUGAUGGUGGAUUCGAUGGUGGGUUUGAUGGUGGGUUUGAUGGUGGAUUCGGUGGUGGUUUUGAUGGUGGUUUUGAUGGUGGAUUUGAUGGUGGUAUGAUGGUGGAUUUGGUGGUGGUUUGA
This is a messenger RNA of Dentiscutata erythropus, 212 nucleotides long. Lineage: Eukaryota; Fungi; Glomeromycota; Glomeromycetes; Diversisporales; Gigasporaceae. The record is from the annotation of a GenBank genome assembly.